Messenger RNA from Danaus chrysippus (African queen), 945 nucleotides. The record is from the annotation of a GenBank genome assembly. NCBI's taxonomy places the organism in Eukaryota, Metazoa, Arthropoda, Insecta, Lepidoptera, Nymphalidae.
AUGAAGACGUGCGGGCGCGCGGCGUUUUGCUGGGCCCUGCUGUGCCUCGCUGGCAGCCUGGCGGCGCCGCGCCGCCUCUACUGCGAGCGGGCGGACGUCGCCUGGCGCGCCUACAGAGCCCCGGCCGCCUUCGAGGCCCGCGUGCAGUCCCUGGCCGAGGACGCGGCCACCGUGCAGGUGCGCCGGGUGCUCCGCCGGCAGGGCCGCUGGCCGAGAGAGGACGCCGUGCUGCGGCUGCGGCUGCCCCGGGACUCGCUGCAGUGUUCGGGACGGUUCGAAGUGCCCUUGGAGAACCACAAGAACUAUAUCGUGUUCGCGGAGAGGAGAGGUCACGCCGCGGUGGCGCUCGGCCCUCCCUUGAGACGAACCGGCAAGUUGAUCAGGAGGAUCCGCGCGGUCUACAAGCCUGGUUACAGUAGCCCCGCUCGUAUAGAGCCAAUGCAAUCUGUUCGCAUUUCUCGAGGAAGUAGAGUGAAGUUGGAGUGUCGAGCCAGCGCUCGUCCUCCGCCGAGGAUAUCGUGGUACAGGGAUGGACGGCCAGUCGCCGAAAUCGCACUCAGGCGGUUCCGGGUGCAAAAUUAUAGACGUCGUUCGAUCCUCGUGAUUCGACACGCUCGUCGCGAGGACUCCGCCACAUACGAGUGUCGAGCCCAGGGCGCGGUUGGACCUCCAGCCGUCACCAGCGCUAAUGUGAGCGUCGUGGCACCGGUCGCCACCGCACCAGAUACUUCGAUCCUCGGCGCCCCUUGUCCGAUGCCUGACCCAGCCUCCUACUGUCUGAAUGGAGGCACUUGUUUAUUCUUUGAGCUCGUUCAAGAGCAAGCUUGCAAAUGCCCGGAAGGCUUCAACGGGCAACGCUGCGAAAAUAAGGACGUGUCAAAUAGGAGCAGUAUGUAUCAUUCCUACACAUGCAAACUGGGCCUCUCGACGUCCUACUACUGCUAG